CCGCGAACACCAAAUCCUCGAGUAUUGAUUUGUUUACAAGGAGCGAAUUGGGAGAUUUUCUGGUAUACACCGUAUACACGUUAUAGGUAGGUCCCACAACCUUGUCAAAACGAUCGAGAUAAUAUUCUGACUUAAUUACUUCUUUACGUGCCGACGUGUUUAUCAGUGAAUCGUGCCAGUUUAGCUUCGACCCGGGCGAAGUUUUGAGGGCCUUAAAAGCUUAAUUACCCGCCGAGCCGCUCCGCUCUAUCGAUUGCACAUCCCUGUCGUGUCCCUAUACGAUAAGUCUCGCUCGUAAUUCGAUAGGAAUCUAAAAAUGCGCGGCGAAUCCACCAUGCGUGCCAGUGGCUUCAAUGGAACCACUGAUCGGUUUAAUUUUUUUUCUUCGACGAAGAAUGUGAUUAUGAAUUAGAGUGUGCCUGAAAUAGCAACAGUCAUGUAUGGGAUGUUGAAUGUUGGAUGGUAUGAAGGAAACAAGGUGGAAUGGACAACGGUAAGCUGGAAAUGGUUCCCCCUGGGACUGUGCACUUGGACACAGUGAGAACUCUACAUCAGACCGUAGUCUCCUUGAGGACUGCCCUCGAAAUAUCCAAGAAUGAACUGAAGGAAUUGAAAGAAAAAUAUCAAGAACAUUCACGCUGUAUUGAGUACACUGAUAUUAUAGAAAAACUUGCUCUAGAAAAUCACAUUUUGAGACGUAGGAUAAUAGAUUCAGGUGUAGACAGAGAUCCUUCACAAAAUAUAAAUUUAGAAGUAUCUUAUACUCCAAAAACAGGUCAUACUGAUGAGUAUUGUGACAGUGAAGUGAUAAUUAAAACUGCAUCUACCGAAAAAGAAAGCACAUUUGAGGACGUACAAACACACGCCGAAGAGCCCACUAAAUCAGCUGAAAGAUUAGAAGAAAUUCUUGAAGAAUCCAAAUCAGAAUCAAUUGUAUCAGAGAAUUUAAAUUUUCCAAAUGCAACAAGUAGUCCAGUUCAAGAUAUUGAAGAAUCUGAACCUGUCAGUGAAGUAUCCAUUCCCAAAGAAGAUACGAACUUAAACGGUCCCAAUUUCAAAACGAAAUUAGAACUUCUAUCGAAGUUUGAUGUGAAAAUUAAAGUUAGGACUCUAAAAGAAGGCAGCAUUAUAUCAAGCACAACUUCGGACAGUGACUCUACUUUAGAGGAGAAAAAAGAGAAGGUAUUCGAGAGAUCUAGUGAAUCGAGAGGCAGUUUUCAGUUUGAAGAACAUAGAGAACAUUUUGAGAAUUUAAAGAAUCCCAAAGGCGAUACGAUAAAUUUGAAAUCAGCAGCGACUGAAAACGUAAAAAUGGCAGUACCUAAUGAGGCUGAGGUGAAAUCCAAAACUGAUAAGUUCGAUGUACAAGUGCGUAUAACAUCUGAAGAGAACCUCGUCAUCAAGGAAGCUGCUGAUAGAGCAAGACGGAAAGACACGCUUAAUUUGGAUGUGGACAAUUUGAGUCUUCGCUCGCUUUCCGACGGCGACAAUUCAGUGUUUUCCGAAGGCGGAACAACCCCAUUAGAGCACCGAGCGCCCGACGAGAAGCAAGAGCAGGAAAACGCUAGCGGCAACGAGUCUGAGGAAGUGGACGAUAUAGAACUCAUCUUCACGACGGAUGAAUCCAAGGAUAUGAGCAAUUUGCAGGAGGACCUCGUCUCAAUACGCGAAACAGAUCAAUGGGCACCAGCCUCCGCAUCCACUACUCAUUCAACACCCGUUCUAAUAAAGUUCCAUACCUUGGACCCCGAUUUCCAACCAGGAAAUGAAUUCCAUGACACCAAAAAGGAGAACCGAGAAAAUACUCGUAAGAUAUCUGAAACAUCUCUAAGAAUGAAAAGGGUGUCGCUACCAAACGAUAAGGAGAUCAGGCAUGUCGGUUUUUCUGAGAAAGGAAGUCUUGAUUUACCUGGACGGGGAAUUCUGAAGAGUUGUGAUAAUAAAUCUGAUAAUAUGUUGUAUAGGAAAAGCCCUAAUACUAGCACAAGAAGGUUGGACAGUGUUGAUAGUUUAACUGGAGAGUAUAAUAGGGGGUUGAGUUUCGACCAUAAAUCCUCAAGUUUUGAGCUCGGUUCAAGCUUAGAUGUUCUACAUAGAGAGGAAAGCGUGGACAGCUUUUAUAAUAAAACGAGGAUGGGUCACAGGUUUUCGGUGUUCGCUGAAACUGAUAUAUCGAAGUGCGGGAUCUCUGAGGACGAUCUUGCUAGUAAUUUGAAUGUGAGGCGGAAUACGUGCCCAAAUCCUUUCGCGUACAGGCCUCUAUCCCGCGGCGUGCCCCGUACUGCCAGUAAGGUGACCAGUCGCCCGCGCCCCGUCAUAUACCAGGGCUACGCGGCUCGUAGAGAGAGCGGUGCCCAGACUGAUGUGUCCGCUUUGCCUCCCAGGUGGACAUCCGAUGGUUAUCUUGCUUAUAAGAUGACGUCAACGCCGCCGUCAGUAGUGCCAACGUUACCGCAACGCGCGGCCGCCACGCGACGGCUAACCGUUCCAGACGCUCGACCGCCACCUCUACAGCGCCGGUCUGAUGAGGCUCGAAGAGUUCUGCUGAGUGAUAUAGGUUUCACAUCUAUGGUUCCCGAGUUAUCCCGCUCAGCAGAACCGUUGUGGACAUUGCGCCGUACGACGACGCCUGCGCCGCUGCCUGAGACACCUAACUCUCCAAUAUCACGGUAUCGUUAUCGUUCGCCGUGCCUCAGUGUAGACCGGAGUCACGACUGGAUACAACAAACCAAUGCACCAUCCAAUAAAGGAGUGCCAUGGCGAGGAUCGUUACCAGAUGUGCGUCGAGAUGACACUGAUGAGUUGUUGCGGGAGACCGAGGCUUUUCUACGUCGGUCUAUUGAUAAUCUACAGACAACUGAUUUUCAGGACAGUGGCAGUGAUCGGACAGGACAACCUUAUAUUCCUGCUGAAGCACGACAGUUACGUCUAGGACACGCGGUCAAACUUAUCACGCCACAAGGAAGACUUGCUGUGGGACGAGUCAGAUACGUUGGGCUAGCGGGUGGCACCGCCGCUAAGAGCGGUGUCAUGAUUGGCGCGGAGUUUUCCUUGACCCAAUACCCGGGGAUUCCCCGGAACGAUGGCACAUAUCAAGGAAGGAGGUACUUCCUUACCCCACCGCAGUAUACCGCAAUAUUCGUACCGUUUUCUAAAGUUGUGAUGGCAUGGGCAAAUUAAAACGAAUGAAAAAUAUGAUCUCUGAAAAAUCAGGCCGAAGGACCAGAAUUUGUAAUCAUGAAAAUUAUUUCAAAACAUGUAACACGUAUAUAAUCGAUGUUAUUUGUGUAUUAUGUAGACAUAUUACAAAGUUGUAUAUCUCAGUGUUUAAAGUGUAAAAUGACGAUAUAUCAUAUAAAUGGCCUAAAAACUAAAAAUGUCAAUGUGUUAAGUGACUUACGGCGAGUGAAUGGUAUUUGAUAACUAUGGAAUUGAUGAGGAACUGUAACCCAAUGUAAAUAUUAUCAAGUUAAAGCGUUUUCAUUUCAUACUAUCCAAUGUGAUCACUUCCGAUACUGACAAAACAACCAACAUCAGACUAGAGCAUUACCUCCUAGGUAGUUAGCCAACUUGUUCAUAGGUUUUUAUUAUAUUCAGUGGGGUUUACUCAGAUUUAAUAAAUAAUAUUAUUAUAUUUUCCUGGUUAAGACGUACAGGGAUUUGUAAAGGGUAAGGUUUCUGCAACUAUCAUUCAUAAAGUUUUUACUGGUUAGAAUUUGGAAGGUAGGUAUUGCCAGCGGAAUUGUUGGCAGAAGGAAACUAACCUAAUUAAAGAUGGUAUUUUUUGCAAGAUGAGUGUGUCUCGGUUUUGUAUUAAGGUCUGAUGACUUUAUACUGAUAGAUUGGGAAGUAUGAAAUCGCUUUAGAGUUUCUUCUAUAAACAAAAAUGGCGCUAAAGCAGAUUUACUAAAAGCACAUCUACUGCCUUGGUGUUAAAAUUUAUUUUUGAUAAAAACAUCAACCUGAUUCAGUUAUGUAGAAUUCGAUUGUAUUAAAAACAAACUUUUUAACAGUCUACGUGUAAGAUUUUUUAUAACUACCAAUUUACUCACUAAACCUAGAACUAUCAGAAGUUUUUUAUAAAAAUUAAAUCAUUAUAGCCGGAUUUCUAUCAAUUUAGAUGCUGUAAACUGAUAUUUUAUUUUAAUCAAUUUCAAGGUGAACACGAUACCUAAAUUUUUUGAUAAUAAAUAUGUAGGUACUAUAUCAAUUUUAAGUCUUGAAAAAAAUAUAAGAGUACUGCCUGCUAAAAUUUAUUAACAAUAUUUCCUAUCAGAUAGUUUGUUCAAAGUUGUAGACGCAUUUAGUGAAAAUCCGUCUUUACUGUUUACGUUAAGACAACUUCAAAAAAACAUUUUUGGUACAUCGCAAUAUAACUACGUAGUAUUCCUUUCAUAGAGAGAACUUUUUGUAGUUUAAAAGAAACAGUGGAGAAUAAAACUUUUUCUGUAGAAGAGACGUAAGCUGAGUGUUGUUGAUAGGAAUAUGCAGGCUAGUUAUAUGCAUAGAUGUGUGUAUCAACUUAUGCCUGGAAUGUUCUAUGAGGGUAGAUUUGAAUUUUUAAGAUUUUUUACAACAAAUCAACACAGCCCAAAUCCUAGCAAGCUGAAAUGGCAGUGAGAAAGCUUUUAAAAUUGGUUAGAGUUGUCAAAAAUAAUAUGAAAUUAUCAAAUUAUAUCUAAUGAAGGUAGUUUACUAAAAUCGAUAUUUGGCUCAUUCGGUGUCAUACGAUCUGUUGCUAAGAGGCCAACAAGAGUGAACUUGCAUAAACACGGGUGUUUUGGAGGUUUUUAAUUGAGUCUCCAUCUGAGAUUCGGAGCGAUAUUGAUAUUUUCGCUAUUUUAUAAAGAAAGAAAAGAAAUUGCUAGAAUUCAAAUCUACCUUCAUCUAAUCUUUUUCUCUUUUCCUUCAUAUUCGCUUAAAAUAUAAAGGUAAUAAGGGAAUUAAAGAUUAUUCGUGUAUCUAUUCUAGUCAAGUUUAUAUUUUUAAAACGUAAAAAUCUGUGCAAUUGUAUGUAAUUAUGUAUAUUAAAGUAACUGUAAAAAAAGUUAAUUAGGUGGUUUAAUAGUGGUUGCUCACUCCUUUUCUAAAUAAUUAUGGUGCUCUCUUUUAGUUAAUGUUUUAUACAUUUCGAUCUCUUUGUUAUUUUUGUUAAUCGAUUUAGAAUAUUUUAUCGGUAAGCUUUAAUCGACUAACUCAACAAAAUUUUUUGAUAAAAAUAUUUUUUUGUUUGAAAGGGUAUACUUUGCAGGUGGUCCCAUAUAAAUUUGAUGAACA
Molecule: messenger RNA, 5277 nt
Organism: Maniola jurtina (meadow brown)
Lineage: Eukaryota; Metazoa; Arthropoda; Insecta; Lepidoptera; Nymphalidae
Exons: 11
Coding region: 484-3180 (898 amino acids)
Source: RefSeq, a predicted model, not a curated record